Molecule: messenger RNA, 3822 nt
Organism: Pseudoliparis swirei
Lineage: Eukaryota; Metazoa; Chordata; Actinopteri; Perciformes; Liparidae
Product: galanin receptor type 1-like
Exons: 1
Coding region: 2044-3081 (345 amino acids)
Biological process (GO): G protein-coupled receptor signaling pathway; immune response
Cellular component (GO): membrane
Molecular function (GO): G protein-coupled receptor activity
Source: RefSeq, a predicted model, not a curated record
AGCAAAGAAGGACAAAGUUGGCCCUCUGUCAAUGUGUUGGACCCAUGACUAUAGUUUUUCAGACACUAGUUCUUUUAUUUUCAUCGAGCCAAAGCUGCAAUAAGCAAAAAGCUUGAGGAACGACGUCUUUUACAUUUCAGUACCCAAAUUAUUGACUCUCGGGAGUGUUAUUGACGACCUUCAGUGAGAAUUCAACAAAUGAAAAAUGAAACACUCCGAGUGAGAAGGUUGAAAAGUGAAACGGAAAGAGUGUGAUGGUAGUGGUAUACAGAGCAUGUGAGUAUGUGACACACCAGCGGUUUCUGGAGAGCGUUUACAGAGUCUGUAUCAUCCUGUCAUUUCAUGGCUGGCUGGCUGGCUGCCUGCAUAUACAAAUACAGCUGCCCGUGGACACUCUUAUUCAUGGUGACUUCUUGUUGGAGAAAGCUGCCACUCCAAAGCUUGAGUCUCUUAAGGGACCAAGGCCAGGGUGAAAAAGAAUCAUCCGUGAACGGCAAAGACGAAGCUGCUCUUGAUAGCCACUGUCCUUUUGUUCGACUAUCCUCCACUUGUAGCACUCAUAGUAAUUAUACCAUUUUCACUGUGCCUAUAUGACGCACAACUUCACGGAAAAGGACACUGUACUGGAGCCUUACAGGAUCGAAGAUGUUCAUCCAUCUGUUCUUGGUCACACAAGCAACCACAUAUAUGACCACUUACGGCCAACAAUAAAAACCUGAACACUCCACGCAACCGUUUGCUCUCCGUUGAAAGUGCUUUAAUAGAUCUUUUAAAUAAAUGACAAAGUGCCAUAAUCAACCUUAAUGCAGGACGAUUGAAAUACUUUAUACCUUGUUAAGCAAACUAAAUGCAACUCGACGACCAGCUAUGGGUCAAAUAGUCACGUAAACAAAAUCACACUUGUGUUUUUCAUUCUCAACAAUCAGGAUGAGCAAAACGGAAAUCAGAAAAAGCUAAACCCGUGCACCUAAUUUCUUGGGUUGAGGAAAGAUCAUUUACUAAACAGAGGUAAAUAAAGUAGGUGCAAGCCAGUAUUAUGUAAUGAGAAACAUCAUAGUCUCCCCUCCCCUUUCCUAGACCAGCUCAGCCCCUGGUUACUGUGCAAACAGUCGGGAAAACCUGUUGCAAAGACCACUGCCGCUCAGAGUCUCCUGGGCUAUCACAGGAGAAGUGUAGUAAUCAAAGUGACAGCAGAGAAUCACUUGUCUUUUGUUACUGCUAAUCUUAAAACAAAUUAAUUACUUAUUUAUCCCUUCAACGGAUUGAAGUCAUGUUAAUCGUUCAGUAUGGUUUCUGCUGCCGACGUCUACAAGGUUGCAAGCCUCUUGAAAGCUUCUAAAUGGACAAGAUGCCUCCUGCCGCGGUGACCACUUAGCAUCAAGUAGCAUCGACUCCAUUUAAAGUGGAAUGUCAGUUCGCAACCACUGGGAUGAAUCCGUCUACCGUUGCCUGGUUUCAAGAAAUCAAUACAGCCGUGGAGUAAUUGCUGCAGUGACAUCUCUGUUUUUCCUUUCUCCUUGGAUUAUGAAGGACAUGCUGAUGCAGCCAAGAUAAAGCCAGUGUGCAAGGACUCUUUAAGGUCAUGUAUAUUAUUUUACAAACUGGCUAACAAUGGGUAGUCAUAAUUCUGUCUAAUAAGUAGAAAAACAGUGACACAUUUAGGAUUCAACCAGAGCAGGAGGACAUUACGACUUAAACAUGGAUUCUAACUGCAUGUGGAUGGACUGUGUAUUUUUGCAGUUCACAUUUAAAACUCCACAAACCCACUAAAGAUCAACUAGUAUAUGCUCUUUUUUUUCUCCUCCUGCAAGUCCGAGGAUUGUAAGCGCCAAUGGAGAUAAAGUCAACUGACCGGUGCUUUGCUUCUCACUGUAAUCACUAGCCAACUUAAUGGAGUGUGGUCAUACCUGUGAUUAAUCCAAGUUAAGACACGGACUGGAGCCAACAGAUGCAUCACCCAGACACAGCGUGAACAUGCUGCUCUGAUGCGGAACAUUAAUAUACCAUUAGAUUAAUUACUCAAUAGACUUUUAUUUUGAGUGCAUGGAGACUUUGGGGCAGCAAGUGAACGGCAGCAGCCUUGAGCAAAUGAAUAGAGGAGAUGAGGCUUUGAUCCAGGUCUUAGUUCCCAUCCUGGAUGGACUAAUUCUGGUGACUGGUUUGGUGGGUCAAACCCUGGUCAUCAUCAUUCUUAAUGGUAGGAAGAGGAAAAAAAGCCAACCCCCGCAUCGUACAGACACCUUGCUGCUGGCUCUGAGUGCUGCAGACCUGCUGCUGCUGCUCUGCCUGCCUUUCCACACCUCUGCCAUCACCCUGGGCUUCUGGCCUUUCGGCAGCUUUCUGUGCAAGGCCGUCAGCUUCCUGGGUGUGGCCUGCUCAGCUGCUUCCGUCUUCACCCUGGCAGCUUUGGCUGUGACGCGUUACCUUACAGUGGUACACCCCACCUGGGCGUACCGUUCAAGAAUUCAGCGGCACAUUAAGCUGACAGUAGCUCUCCUCUGGAUCCCUGCCUCGGCUUUGGCAGCGCCGCAGUUUGCCUUCCGCACAGUGACCGCCUCCAGCCGGGUGUACUGCUUUGCCUUCCUGUCCGACUUCAGCCAGCUGGUCUACAGUAUUGCCCUCUUCCUGUUCGGCUUCGCUCUACCACUGGGUAUCAUUGUACUGAUGUAUGCCAAGAUCUACUGUUUUCUCCGACAGGCAAGGCUGCUGGGGAACGCUCCCCGUAUGGAGCGCUACCAGAGCCAGGUCACUCACACUUCAGCUCUCCUGGUCCUAGUCUUCACUCUCCUCUGGCUGCCCUCUUAUGCACUCAUGUUCUUUUAUAUUGGAGGAACCAUGGAGGGCUCACCUGGAUACAAUACCGUUGCAAUCCUGGUCAGACUGUUGGCAUCCUCAGUAGCAGUGGUAAACCCGGUACUAUAUGGGUUGAUGUCUCAGAAGUUUAGACAAGACUUACUAGAGAUGGGGAGGAAACGCUGGGCAUGGUGUAAAAGCUGUCCGACUGGUUGCCCUGAUGUGAUGGGCAGGGACACGGUACAGCGCUUUGAGCUGGACACGACUUCAGAAAGAGGACAAAACUGACUCUUUGGCCAGAUAGAAAACACUGCGACAUCAGUACUCAGUUAAUGCUUUACUGCAUCUACAUAUACAGUAUGUACUUAUCUAUCACUGUAUAGAAUUGUAUUACUGUAUGUAAAGAUUACACAUGUAAUGCUCAUGUGAUGUAAAAUACAAUGCACUUCAUUCCAUUGUGAUGUAUUAAAUCAGGUAACAACUCUUGAUGUGGGAACUAUAAAUCUUAUUAUUAUCUUUGCUAGUUUUUACCAACAAUUUGCUUGGAUUUCUUAACUUGAGAAUUUGAAAAAAGAGAAUGUUAAGCUUCUUAGUCAGAAUUCCUGUUAUGAAUAGUGCUUGCCAACAGAUUUGGGUCCAGGGUUUUAAAUGUAUUGCUUCUGGAUGGAGUACAACAGCCUUCUCUUGAAUCAUUUAAAGAGAGUGGGAUUUAAAAGACACAUUGGCAUUGAAACAGGCAAAAAUCACAGGGAGUGUGCUUGUGCAUUUGUAUGUGAAAGUGUGUCUUCUUCAAGUGGUAGCCCCAAGUGAUGCCAAGCCUCUCUAGUUUGAGAAACUGCAGCUGUGUGUACAUGGAGUUGGUGCUUGUGUUGCAAAAAAUGAGUGAUGAUGGCUGUUUAUAAUGUUGAGGGGACAACAAUCAAUUAUCAAUGGAGGGGAUAAAAGCAACUGCAUCAAUGCAGCUGAAAUAUGGGUGAAGUGAUGCAGAGUUUUGUGUUAAAAAGAAUGACAUGUGAUUGAUGACUCCAU